This is a messenger RNA of Sturnus vulgaris (Common starling), 2086 nucleotides long. RefSeq names its product chromosome 2 C3orf38 homolog (gene C2H3orf38). The record is from RefSeq and is a predicted model, not a curated record. Lineage: Eukaryota; Metazoa; Chordata; Aves; Passeriformes; Sturnidae.
AUGGCGGCCUCGGGGCUGAGCGAGCGGGAGCGGGCGGGCUGCCGGGACCUGCUGGAGCUGCUGCAGACCGAGGAGCUGCUGGCGCUCACCGACACCGUCACCAACCGCCUGGUGCACCCGGAGAGCCGCCAAGAGGCCAUUCAUGCCAUUCUGGUGUACAGCCAAAACGUGGAAGAACUUCUGAGGCGCAGGAAAGUCUGCAGAGAAAUCAUCUUCAAGUAUUUGGCAGCUCAGGGGAUUGCAGUGCCUCCCUCCUCAGAGAAACAUCUGCUCAUCGAGAGGGUGAGGCAGCUCUGGAGUGGGCAGCUCACAGCCCGGGCCUCGGGGCCAGGACACACAAAACCUGCACAGAGUCAUGGAAAUGGACAGAAAUCACCACAAGAUGACGUUGGAGGUCUGGGAGGAGAAUUCUGCCAGUGGUACUUUGAACUCCUGAACUCUCAACAUCCUUUGGGAGUAAAAUCUGAAGAGACAUGGGGACCACAGCAUUUUUGGGAGGAUGCCACACUGAAGUUCUGUUACAACACUUUGGAAAAAAACGUGGAACAAUAUGUGGGUGCAGACAUGGUGAGCCUGCGCCUGCUGUCCUUGGUUAAAGAAGAAUGUCUCCUCUUCAACCCAAAUUUGAAUUCCAGUGGCCUGAAAUGUGCCAUGUCCCCUCAUGGAUUGGUGCUGGUGGCAGUGGCUGGCACAGUGCACAGAGACAAUGCUUGCUUGGGUGUCUUUGAGCAAAUCUUUGGGCUCAUCAGCUGCCCCAUGAGGAAUAACACCUGGAAAAUAAAACUGGUGAACCUUAAAAUAGUGGGACAGAACGCUCUGGAGCCUGGGAUGCAAAUUGAAAAACCUUCCAUAAAAUAUGAGUCAAGUCAACUGAGAGAGUUCUAUGAUGGGUAUGAACUGACUGUGUUUGAACCUCAGAAAUUCUGAGCAUUUUAUCACAGCUGGGUGAGGGGCUGGCUUGUUGCUGCCGUGCAGUUUCUCUUCUCUGAGUAAGAUUUGCUGAGUAGCAAGUGAGGUACAGGGUUUUAACACAGGUGAUGCUUGUGGGCACUUUCCAAGAGCUAACAAAUACUUCAUGGGUAUUCCUUCAGGUUUUGCACUGUCAUUAGAGUGGAGUUUGGUUACAAUUAAAUAUGGAUUUGCAGCAGUGUGUAAUGAGGGGAUCACAAACUGCAAAUUCUUUUCAGGACACCAGUUGAAACUCUUACCUGAGCUGUAGCAGGGAGUCAUUGCAUCUGGUUUUUGAAUCUGGGAAGGGUAAGUGUCUAAAGGACAUCUGAGUUCCAAGAAAACCAAUAGAAAACCUAAAAGAAAACACUGAAUGGGGGUGGAUGCCCUGUGAAUGUGCUGUGGGUGUUCUAAACAGUGAUUUAAUGGGACAGUGCAGGGAACUUGGCAUUGUUGAAGUAUUUCUUUAACUUCUUUGCAUUAAUUGCUCCCUGUCCUUUUACCUUAUGGUUGCAGUUUUAUCAUGAAUGCACACAAACUGUUCUGUCUGUGUCCCCAAGCACACAAGCUUGAGAUGUUUGCCCAUUUCUAGCACUGAGUGUCUUGGACCAAGAACUUGGUUUCAAAACUUGCAGCAACACUGUAUGAACCAAAUGCUCUGGUAGUUAUUUUGUAUAUAAUUACAACAGAGUCCUUAAUAUAAUAGUUGUGAUUUUUUUAUGCUUUCUCAAAAUAAGUAUUUUGUUUACUCUGAGCUGCUUUAUUACAGGUACUGAAAGUCCAUUUGUUACCACUGGGUGGUUACAGUGAUAGGUCACACUAAGAAAAGUAUCCAAUUACUACUUAAUAACUGAAAUUAUUGCCAGUGUAAAACUUGAUUUUUUUAAAACUCUAUUUAUUUAUAGGGGAUUAGAGCUGAAAUGAGGUGAAAACUUCUUUUUCUGCAUCUUAUUGGGAUUGUUUGGGAGUUUUGUUUGUUUUUUUCUGGCUUCACUAUUUAAAGUUCUGAAAACAUAAGCAUUCCCCAUAACUUAGCAGAACCAAAAGAACUGUUCCCAGGUUUGUCAUGGUAAAGUUUGUCUGGGUGAGAGGAAACAAGAAGGUUCAGGUAUGCACAGAACUGAUUUUUAUGAAGAGU